Cucurbita moschata (crookneck pumpkin) is the source of this 1249-nucleotide messenger RNA. RefSeq lists its product as uncharacterized. NCBI's taxonomy places the organism in Eukaryota, Viridiplantae, Streptophyta, Magnoliopsida, Cucurbitales, Cucurbitaceae. The record is from RefSeq and is a predicted model, not a curated record. The transcript has a single exon. Bases 151 to 1089 code for a protein of 312 amino acids.
UCUCUCGCCUUGCAAACUUUCAUUUCCAUUUUCAGUGAAGUUUCUUCAUCCGAGUUCUUUUCGUUCUCAUCGUUCAAAAUUCGCCGGAAAUCUUCACGAUCCGCCAUUGAAACGCCGCUCCGAGUUCGAUUUUUCUUUUUUCGUUAGUAAAUGAGGUGCAAGAAGCACCAGUUUGACUGCAGCAGUAGCAUCGGCGUCUGUGCUUCCUGUUUACGGGAGCGUCUUUUUUUGAUUAUCGCUGCUCAGGCACAAGCGGAGAAGCAAUCGGAGAUCCGUGCCGCCGCUGCCGGUGAUAAUCGUGCGGCGGACGAUAGACCUCUUCCGCCACCGCCGCUUGUUUUUCUUCGUUCUGUUUCUCCUUUUGAUCAUCGUUUGAAAUCGGAUGAAGGUUUGUUGAGCGAUCUCGAUCGCGAAGGAAAUCGCCAUCAGCGAUUUUACAGUACUCCGCAAAUCGGACCUGAUUACAGAACGAAUAACACUGCGAACUCUACAUUCGUUACAACAGGUUCGUUCGAUCGGAAAAAGAGGAGUAAAUUUUCGCUCUGGUCGAAGCUUUUUAAAUCUAGAUCCGAGAAAUUCGAGAAGAAGCAUAAAAGUCCUUCUCACGAAUCGCACGGUUCUGAUUCGGCUUCUUUAUCGCCGUCGUGGUUCUCGACGAUCUUGAACGGCCGUCGGAUUAAGCAGCAAUCGAGCCUUGCGACAGUCGAGGAAUCGAUCGCUGGUGCCGAACGGAGGCAUCAUUGUCAAACGAUUAAACGCGGAAUGUCGCCGGCGAUAAUAUCGGAAUCGGAUGAAGAAGAGUGCGAAAGUCACGGUCGUUCUCCAAUUUCUCAGAAGUUUCAACAAUCUCCAAUGACGAUUCCUGGAUCGGCUAAACGAGAGAAAUUAGGGCACAAACAGAACGUUUCAGGAUUCGCAUUUUGUUUGAGUCCUCUGGUACGAGCAAGUCCCAACCGGAAUUGGAAUCAGAAGGUAAUUCCGCCGGAAGUUUCUUUCUCCGGCAAUCUUAGGGUUCCGGGGAAGCCUCAUCUCUGUGCGAAUCGGUCGAGGAAGAUAGCGGACUUUGGAAGAGUCAAUCACAACCGUUGAUAUCGACUACCGUUGACAUUUGACCAUAGAAUUGAUCGGUGAUGGUGAUACUAUUGGCAAAUGUACGAUUCUACCCCUCCAGUUUUCUUUUUAAAAAUUUUAAAUCCUUUUUCCUCUGCGAUAAAAGGCCACGCGAUGUCGGGGAUUAGUUUCUUUGCUA